Molecule: messenger RNA, 945 nt
Organism: Lodderomyces oxycetoniae
Lineage: Eukaryota; Fungi; Ascomycota; Pichiomycetes; Serinales; Debaryomycetaceae
Product: exosome non-catalytic core subunit
Exons: 1
Coding region: 1-945 (314 amino acids)
Biological process (GO): RNA processing
Cellular component (GO): nuclear exosome (RNase complex); cytoplasm
Molecular function (GO): RNA binding
Source: RefSeq, a predicted model, not a curated record
AUGGAGUCCAAAGUGGUUGUCCCCGGUCAGUAUAUAGUACCUGCUUAUAGAUUAGAGGAUAAUAUACAGGUCAAGUAUGUUUCCGGAAGAGGUACAAUAGUAAAUCAAAUACAAGAUCGUGAAUCUUCAAAGUUCAUACCGAUUAUAUGUGCCACGAUAGUUGGCAGGACUUAUAUCAAGCAAUUACCCAAGAGAGAAGUAGCUACAGAUAACGCGGAAGUGGAUAGUGCACAAAAGCAACAAGAUGUAGUAGAAGAAAAAGAAAAAGAAGAAGAAGAAGAAGAAGGAGGAGGAGGAGAGAACAACGAUACACCGACAUUUAUUGUCUAUGUUGUCCCCAAAGAUCAACCAGUCCCCAAUGAGCCACAACAGUUUGAACCAGACCAAGGAUCCAAUUGUAUUUCUAUCAACCUUCCCAAGGAGAACGAUAUUGUGCUAGUAAGAAUAACAAGAAUAUCUCAAAAACAAGCAUGGUGUGAACUCAUUGCAGUUGAAAAUAAAUAUAAACAGGUCAAUAUACUAAGUGAUUCAGGAAUUGGAUCCAAUGGCGCCACAGCACAUGCUUCGAUUCCACCAGGCGGAGGAUCUCAACAUAUGUUUAAUCCACAAACUAUAGCCACUUCAGCACAGGUACAAGCUCAGAUUUAUGACUUGGGUGAGAAUUUCAAAGGUAUAAUCCGAAGUCAAGAUAUAAGAUCAACUGAACGAGAUCGAGUAGUUGUUGGAGAAUAUUUCAAACCUGGUGACAUGGUAAGGGCAAUGAUUAUCAGUUUAGGUGAUGGACUGAACUAUUAUUUGACAACAGCGAGAAAUGACUUGGGUGUCGUUUUUGCAAAACUGGAGGGAGGCGCUGGAUCAUUGAUGUACCCCAUCGAUUGGCAGCAUAUGCUUGAUCCUGAUACUGGGUUGGUUGAAAAACGAAAGAAUGCAAACCCUUUUGUAUAG